Trichoplusia ni (cabbage looper) is the source of this 1221-nucleotide messenger RNA. RefSeq names its product follicle cell protein 3C-1 (gene Fcp3C). The transcript is spliced from 4 exons. NCBI's taxonomy places the organism in Eukaryota, Metazoa, Arthropoda, Insecta, Lepidoptera, Noctuidae. The record is from RefSeq and is a predicted model, not a curated record. The coding region runs from base 347 to 838 and encodes 163 amino acids.
UACAUUAAAUUCCUUGUAUUUUGAUUGAGAUAAAUCUUAUCUCAAAACAAAUUAUCACGUAUAUAUUAUACAGAAAGAGUAGAUUUUUUCACGUCAAUUCAAACAACAGCUUCUAGACACGUUUUUCUGCUCAGUGUAAUGCUGAGGUUUCAAUUUAUUUUGUGGACCAGAAUGGGGAUAAAUGGUUUAUAUACAAUACUUUAGUGGUUCAGAUAACAGUUAGCUGUUUAUUUCUGAGUGAUGUGAGUCGAAAAAAUUGUGUAAAUGGUACUAAGCAAGUAAGCCAACGCCAACCACGGUAAUAUAAUUGGGCAUCCGAAGAUUUAAUACGUAGCCUUCUAUCAAAAUGCGUGGGAGUCAUUACUGGUUGCUUCUCGCCGUCUGCCUAUAUCUAACAGUUACUGAAGGCAAACGGAAAACCAAACGAGAAGAUUAUGUAAGCGUCCCUUCGGAGGAAGAAGUUAAUUAUGACGACGAGUUGGAGGAGCUGGAGCCGUGCCAGUGUGGGGUGUUCUUAUCCGGGCAGGUGGGCGUUAAGAACAGGCGCAGCAAACCUCGCGGGCCGCCUUCAGGGGAUCCAGUGGUCACCUAUGACACCGACUCCCCGAGCCUGCCCUGCGGCACUGGCGGCUUUAAGAACUGCAUCAGCAGAUGUCUUGACGUGAUCCUGAAGUACCUGCCCCGAGCUGGGCCUGUGAUCUGCGGCGCGGUGGAGCGCGACGUGCACCGGGAGAAGGCUUUCCUCUUCAUUAAGAACUGCGGCGGUGACUGGACCCCCACCAGCUUCUCGGCUGGCAAGGAGUUCUGCUGCACCGACGGACAACACCACAAGUGCUGAUAAUGACGAUGCCUCGGCUUAGUAUGGGAUAUCACAUAAUUAGAUUUAAAUUUAAUUGUUUUAAUGCAACGUAAUGUUAUAUGACAGCGAUAAAUUUGCGCGCUCAUCACAUUAGGAUAUGCGUUUCUACGGAAUUACAAAUAAAUUGUACAUUAAGUUAAUGUAACCUACUUGCUAAGUACUUACACUUAUAAUUAUUACCGAUACGCAUGUAAUUACCUCAGCGGCUUAAUUAAUUGAUAGGCAAUAAAUUAAUUCAGCUACAAUGUUAGCGUCUACUGUUGUAUAAUUUAUGUAAAUUUAUUUAAUAAACUAAGUUUAUUGUUUGUUAGUACCUACUCACUUACAUUUAGUUUAUUAAAGUCGUUACAUAACUGAACCUG